AUGUCCACCUCACUGGCAAUUGGCUUUGCACUUCUUGUUUUAAAUACUCUCGUUGGAAUGAUGGCCAAUGGAUUUAUUGUCCUCUUCAUUUGUAUCGACUGGUUCAGAAGCAGGAAAUCAUCUCCAACUGACUUGAUCUUGGGCUGUAUUGGGCUGUCGAGAUUUUUAUGGCACAUGAUAGCGAUCAUGACUUCAAUCAUGGCGUUUUUUUUCAAGCAUACUAAUAUACAGAAUUUCCCUUCGAUCAUGAUUUCUGCAACGUGGUUCUUUGUGAACAGCGUGAACCUUUGGUUUGCUGCCUUGCUCAGUGUUUUGUAUUUUGUAAAGGUCGCCAUCUUCUCCCACCCUCUUUUCCUCCAAAUGAAGCAAAGAUACUCUGGGCUGGUCCCAUGGCUGCUUCUUGCCUCAGUGGUCUUCUCUGCUGCUUUGACUAUUAUUAUUAUCACAACUGGGACCAAUGCCUUCUCCACCUGUCAUUCUUACCAAUCACUUUCAAGCAACAGGAGCAGUUCAGAAAUUCAAACCCUUAACUUUUGCAAGAACUUUGUUAUUCUAUACUAUGCCCCCAAUAUCAUUCCUUCGAUGUUGUUUUUGUCAUCAUCCAUCUUACUAAUAAGCUCUCUUGGGAAGCACAUAAGACAUUUGCAAAACAGUGGAUCAGGCAUCAAGGAUCUCAACAUGCAAAUUCAUUUGACAGCUAUCAAAGUUCUGGUGUCCUUCACUGUUUUGUACCUGUCCAGUUUCAUAGCAGUCAUUUUACUAUCUGUAGAGUCCUUGAACUCUGAGGUCCUUUGGACAGCCGCUAUUUUUGCAAACGUGAGUGCUAUGUAUCCUUCUGCACAUGCCCUUAUCUUAAUAUUAGUGAAUCCCAAACUGAAAGAGGGGUGUGUCAGGAUGCUACAUCAUUUCAAAUGUCACUUGAGUGAAGCAUCAUCUUAA
Sphaerodactylus townsendi is the source of this 939-nucleotide messenger RNA. RefSeq names its product taste receptor type 2 member 1-like. Lineage: Eukaryota; Metazoa; Chordata; Lepidosauria; Squamata; Sphaerodactylidae. Gene Ontology annotation, cellular component: membrane. The coding region runs from base 1 to 939 and encodes 312 amino acids. The record is from RefSeq and is a predicted model, not a curated record. The transcript has a single exon. Gene Ontology annotation, molecular function: bitter taste receptor activity; G protein-coupled receptor activity. Gene Ontology annotation, biological process: detection of chemical stimulus involved in sensory perception of bitter taste; G protein-coupled receptor signaling pathway; sensory perception of taste.